Messenger RNA from Saccostrea echinata, 2803 nucleotides. RefSeq lists its product as uncharacterized. The transcript is spliced from 2 exons. NCBI's taxonomy places the organism in Eukaryota, Metazoa, Mollusca, Bivalvia, Ostreida, Ostreidae. The record is from RefSeq and is a predicted model, not a curated record. Bases 257 to 2803 code for a protein of 848 amino acids.
AUGCUGUGUUCGAUAUUUCCAAUUUUAUCCGUACGCUACUGUUACCAUAUGUAAACUUAUCCGGAUAUUAAGUUUUGAGAAAAUUUAGGUAAAUAUGGCUUCGCGCCGCAUGUUUCUGUAGAUCUAUUUACACAGCUUGGAUGUCCACAAACUUUUCUUACCCUCUCCGAGGAGGCAAUAAAACAUCCUAACAUAAAAGCAGCUUAGGCUUGUUACUGCACAGUAAGAAAAGUUUGAUUCUACACACCCACUCGCCAUGAAUAGUCUACCAGACAGACAACUACGGAGGACAAGAACACUCACUCAGGAAGCCCUCAUGUUAUUUGAAGAGAAAGUUGACCACUAUAACAACAGGCUUAGAAGUGUGAGAAGAGACAUUGAUUCAGUUAUCUUAGAAUUUGAAGAUGCCAAACCGACUGAUAAGAACAUUGUUCGAGCAAUGAGAGCAGAUCUUAUUCAGUUUAUGCAACAGUAUAACAAUGUGUCGAAAGAGUAUGAAUCAUACCUGAAAGGAACUAGAACUCUAGCCAGUAUAAGGGAAGAAGCCUCACACAGAUUGGUUGCCUCAACAGUACGCGCCAAAGUGGAUCACGUGCAGAAGGAGAUGGAAAAAGUGCUAGCAGACAGCAAACCACCGUUUGGUAGCUACAGACAACACUUCGCAGACAAACAGCCAUCCAUCGCCAGUUCAAGAUGCAGUCCUCGACCACAGAGCAAGAGCCAAUCUGGUUCGGACCUGACUACAUUUAUACAGCGGCAAGCGGCCAAGGCGGACCUGCAAGCAGCAAAACUAGAACUUCAAUUUGCGAAAGAGGAGGCUCAGCUUUUAAAGAGACAAGUGGCCUUGGAGGCUGAACGCAAGGUCUUGGAUAGUCGGAAAGCGGUGGCACUCGCACAGUCAACCUUUGCGGCGUUUGACGAAAUACUAGGCGAGAAUAAGGACAAAGAGACUGAGUAUGAAGAUCCCAUGGAGAGGACGAGGGAAUAUAUACAGAACUUGACAAACAGUCCAGAUGAUCGAGAUGAUGUGUCGUCAGUGUUAGACUUCAGUGAGGCCCGAGAUUUGAAACACUCAACGCCACAGAAGAGUCAGGGUGUACUGUCAACCCUCAACCCCCAGGCACCAUCAUUCUCUCCCCUUGCUUUCGAUCAUCUCGCAAAGUAUAUAGCCAAGAGGGAUCUAAUAUCUGCUAGAUUUACAAUGUAUGAUGACAAUCCUACACAUUAUAUAGCUUGGAAGGCUACCUUCCAAAAUAUAGUGACCGAGGUUGGGGCAACACAUUUAGAACAUCUCGAUUUGCUCGUUAGAUGGCUCGGACCAGAUUCCAAGAAGCAAGUACAGAGUAUCCGUUCAGCAAACGUUCAGGAUCCAGAGAAAGCACUACAACUAGCUUGGGAACGCUUAGCCCGUAGAUUCGGAAGUCCUGAGAUUAUCGAAGACACGAUUCAACGCAGGAUCAAGAACUUUCCAAACUUAUUGAACCACCAGAGGAAGGAAUUCUUUGACCUCGCAGACCUUACCAGUGAGAUAGAGGAAGUUAAGAACAAUGAUAAGAACUCUAUUACCUUUGCAUAUUUUGACUCUUCUUAUGGUGUGAAUAAACUUGUAGCCAAAUUACCAUUCAAUCUACAGGAGAAAUGGACUCACAAAGCAAGUGAAUACAAACUACACCACGAUGGCCAGUAUCCGCCGUUCACUUACUUUUCUUCUUUCAUACAAAAUGUCGCAAAGAUGAAAAACGAUCCAGGAUUUGUUUAUGAUUCUGAAAACAGAAGUCAAAAUCAAAGGAAUGUUGGACAGCCUGCGAUCCCUAGAAGCAACCCUCCUGCAAGAAAUGUGUCGACUAAAAAGACUGAAGUGGCCGUUGACCAAACUUCUAUGACAAUCUGUCCACUGCAUGGUAAAAACCACUCAUUAAACCAGUGCAGAACCUUCCGCCUGAAACCUCUAGAAGAAAGGAUAAAAUUCAUUCGAGACAAACACAUAUGUUUAAAAUGUGCGGAUCAACGACACCUGGCAAAAAAUUGCAAGUCAAACGCACCAUGUGGCAUAUGCAAAUCUAAUGUACACCCCACGGCGCUUCACCCUGACCAAGACGAUAAGGAAGUGACAGCCGCCUGCACACAAGUCUGUGGAACAACUCGUCCUACGAACAGAUCAUGUGCUAAGAUACUCCAAGUGCGUGUAUACCGAGAAGAUAGACCAAGAGUAGCUCGGACUGUGUAUGCCAUCAUAGAUGAUCAAAGUAACCAGACCCUGGCAACGUCUACUCUCUUUGACUUCUUCCAGGAAAAAGGUCCGGAACACAAUUAUAUCUUAGUGUCCUGUGCUGGGAGAAAACCUACCUUUGGCAGACAGGGAAUUGGCUAUGUUGUGCAGUCUUUAGACCAGACGUGCUCGUUGAAACUGCCUACCUUUCUAGAAUGUGACGACAUUCCCAACAACAGGGACGAAAUCCCUUCUCCCCAGGUGGCACGACAGUUUGCCCACUUACGAGACAUAUCCAAGCUCAUUCCACGAGUGGACGAUAAAGUAGAAAUAGAAAUGUUAAUUGGGAGAGACCUCCUUGAAGUACAUCACGUUAAGGAGCAGAAAGUAGCUGACCCGAGUCUGCCGUUUGCACAGAAACUUCCAUUGGGAUGGGUGGUCCUUGGGAAAGUGUGCUUAGGAGACACACAUGUUUCGGAAGUAGUCAACACAAACAAGACUUUCAUUCUUCCAAGUGGACGACCCACCUUCUUUGAACCAUGUGGGAACAAGCUUUCGGUGAUCGACGAUGUGUUCCAGAAAACUGAAAACUGA